This is a messenger RNA of Didymosphaeria variabile, 885 nucleotides long. RefSeq lists its product as uncharacterized. Gene Ontology annotation, molecular function: DNA binding. Gene Ontology annotation, cellular component: nucleus. The record is from RefSeq and is a predicted model, not a curated record. NCBI's taxonomy places the organism in Eukaryota, Fungi, Ascomycota, Dothideomycetes, Pleosporales, Didymosphaeriaceae. Bases 1 to 885 code for a protein of 294 amino acids. The transcript has 3 exons.
AUGACAAAAAAGAGGAAGAGGUACCCAGAUCUCAACCAAAAGCUCGAGCGACCAUGGUGCUUCUACUGCGAGCGCGACUUCGACGAUCUGAAGAUUCUCAUAUCGCAUCAGAAAGCGAAGCAUUUCAAAUGCGAGAAAUGCGGUCGCCGUCUGAACACAGCUGGAGGUCUUAAUGUGCACAUGACACAAGUCCACAAGGAGCAGCUGAACCAGGUUGAGAAUGCGAUUGCUGGCCGCGGCGGCCUCGAUAUCGAGAUCUUUGGCAUGGAGGGUGUCCCGCCUGAGAUCAUCGACCAGCACAACCAGCAGGUCACGCAGCAGCAUUUCGCAGACGAGCGUGCGCGACAGCAGGCUACGGGUAAUCCGACGCGGGGCUCUGGCAUGAACGGCACGGCGAACAAGCGCGCGAAGAAGAAUGAAACGCUCGAGGAGAUUCAAGAACGCGCGGAGAAGUUUAGGAUAGACAGGGCGAACGGCGUGCUGCCGCCGCCUGCUGCGGAGGUCAAACUCGAGCCGACUCCUCCAGCCGCUCAACCCUUUGCAUCACCGCCUGGUUCGUUCCCGCCCGGCCAAUUCCCACCUGGCGCAGCUCCUCCCGCACAACCAGGCAGCAUCCCUGGCGGUUCAGGACUUCCACAACGGCCCGGCUUUGGCGCACCACCUCCAGGCGCCUUCCCGCCGAAUGGUGCACCGGCCGGUGCAGACUUCAAUGCCUCGCUUGACGAUCUUAUAGCGGAUGCGCAGAAGCCUCCUACGGCCGAGACUCCGGCGGAAAAGAAGAGCAAGAAGGAUAAAAAUAUCAAAUUGGUUUUCUUCGAUGAUAUUGUUAGUCCAGAGGAAAAGAUGGCGCUCCUGCCGAGGUACGCGGAGUUUGCGCGUGUGUGA